Aureococcus anophagefferens is the source of this 1164-nucleotide messenger RNA. RefSeq lists its product as hypothetical. The record is from RefSeq and is a predicted model, not a curated record. NCBI's taxonomy places the organism in Eukaryota, Pelagophyceae, Pelagomonadales, Pelagomonadaceae. Gene Ontology annotation, molecular function: catalytic activity; pyridoxal phosphate binding. The transcript has a single exon. Gene Ontology annotation, biological process: biosynthetic process. The annotation marks the transcript as partial.
GCGGCCAUGGCGAGCUUCAAGGUCAUGGAGGUGCUCAACAAGGCGAACCUCCUCGAGGCGUCGGGCGCGUCGAUCAUGCACAUGGAGGUGGGCCAGCCGUCGUCGCCCGCGCCGCCGUCGGCGCGGCGCGCCGCCGAGGCCGAGCUCGCCGUCGACGCGGCCAUGGGCUACACGUCCGCGAAUGGCCUGCCGGAGCUGAAAAACCGCAUCGCGCGAUGGUACGCGGACCGCCACGGGUCGGCCGUCGACCCGGAGCGCGUCGUCGUCACGACGGGCUCCUCGGCGGGCUUCGUCCUGAGCUUCAUGGCCCUCUGGGACGCCGGCGACAAGGUCGGCGUGCCGAGCACCGCGUACCCGUGCUACAGGAACGUGCUCCGGUCGCUCGGCUGCGAGGCCGUGCCCCUCGCCGGCGACGCGGGCGACCCGCGGAGCGGCUUCGAGUUCCCGACGCCGGCCCAGGUCGAGGCGGCGGCGGCGGGCGACGGCAUCGCGGGCCUCAUCCUGUCGUCGCCGAGCAACCCGACGGGCGCCGCGCUGAGCGCGGCGGAGCUCUCCGCGCUCGCCGCGACCUGCGACGGCGCGGGCGUGCGCUUCAUCUCCGACGAGAUCUACCACCACAUCGCCUACGGCGCCGAGCCGUCGCCGUCGGCCGUCGACCUGCCCGGCGCCGUCGUCGUGAACAGCUUCUCCAAGUUCUUCUCGAUGACGGGCUGGCGCGUCGGCUGGCUCGUGCUCCCCGCCGGCGACGCGGAGCUCGCCGGCGCCGUCGCGCGCCUCCAGCAGAACCUCUUCAUCAACGCGCCGACGGUGUCGCAGAUCGCCGCAACCGCCGCGUUCGACGACGUCGACGACGCGCUCGACGGCCACGUCCGGCGCUACGCGGCGAACCGAAACGUCGUCCUCGGCGCGCUCGAGCGCAUGGGCGUCGACGCGGCCCACGUCGCGCCCGCCGCGGGCGCGUUCUACGUCUACGCCGACCUCGGCGCCUACGGCGUCGCCGACUCCGUCGACCUCUGCAACCGCCUCCUCGACGACGAGGGCGUCGCCAUCACGCCGGGCGUCGACUUCGAGUUCGAGGAGGCCAUCGGCAAGCGCCGCGUCCGCAUCUCCUACUGUGGCGCGACGCCGGACGUCGAGGAGGCCAUGGCGCGCCUCGCGCGCUGG